ACGAGCAACAACGAUAAGUGGCAGCGAGCAGCCGAACUGGAACCACGACGACUGAUCCGACUUGUUGAACGGUUCCCGUUUGCAACCGACGUGCUGCAAGCUGUGAGUGAUGAUGUUCUAAUAGCAUGGACUGCGGCCUGGCGGAAAGAUUGUAGGUUAGCGGGUUUAAUCCAGUAUCGUGGUCGGACUACCGACAAGUCGAUCCACACAUGGCUUGAUGAUUGGACUAAGCGGCUAGCGGAACCACCUACAAAGGAAAAGCGUGCCCCGCCCUUUGACAACUGCGAUGACUGGAAGCGAAUGCGUUCGCGAGCGUACGGUGAUGACUCGCUACUCCAGCAAUGCGAUUUCGGCAAUACACUCAAGCUCGCUCAACAUAUCUUGUGCGCCAUUAUCUACGAUCCCGAAAUUCGCGCGAUCACUGGUACGGAAGAUGACGUGGAGAACGGCGUACCAACUCAAGUACGGCGUCACCUUACGGCCCUGGACAAGAUCGAGAGUUACAAAGCUGCGUAUUAUGCGGCAGACCGGCAAAUCAACUGGGCAGCUGUGGAGAGCUACUUCACCUCGACAUUCGAGAGG
This is a messenger RNA of Phytophthora sojae, 582 nucleotides long. RefSeq lists its product as hypothetical. The transcript has a single exon. NCBI's taxonomy places the organism in Eukaryota, Oomycota, Peronosporomycetes, Peronosporales, Peronosporaceae. The record is from RefSeq and is a predicted model, not a curated record. The annotation marks the transcript as partial.